Molecule: messenger RNA, 5848 nt
Organism: Nothobranchius furzeri (turquoise killifish)
Lineage: Eukaryota; Metazoa; Chordata; Actinopteri; Cyprinodontiformes; Nothobranchiidae
Source: RefSeq, a predicted model, not a curated record
CUCAAAUUCACAAUGGGACAAAAUUAAAAACUGGGACAAAAUUGCGGGCCAAACUCAAUAUUUGUUGAAAAGUUUAUUUACAGAUGUCUUGUUAUUCAAUUGGAAAGAAACUUAUUUUUGCAUCUGAACACAGAAUCUGAUACGACCAAAUUACACACGAGCAAGUACAUUUUAAAUAAAACACAUCACUCGUUACUUAUGUCUCAAUUUUUAUUUACUCUUUUUACUCCUUACAAUGUUACAAUUCCGUAUUUAGAUUGUUUUACCUUUUGGAUAUUUUAAGUUUGUCUGUUUUGUGUUUUAUUUUAGUUUACUCUUUAUUAUUAUGUUUUACUCUCCUGUUUGGCUUCUGUAAUGAACGUUAUUGCUGCUGUGACAUCACAGUUUCCCCACUGAGGGACAAUAAAGGGAUUUUCUAUUCUAUUCUUCAAUUUGUAGUCUGUCCAGUUCCCAUUUUAGAGUAAGUUGAAUCUUUCUUUUACAGGCCAACAACAAAAACCAAAAAUAGCAAUUAUCUUCUAUGAAAAUAUCUCAGUUAUUAACUUUCAUGCUUUGGAGCAGAAAAAGUUCAUGACAAUUAAAUGUUUCAAGCUCAGUUCUCUCCACUCUGAUGGUCACCUGUUCCAGCCAGAUACCUUCUUUCUAGGCGUUCAAAGUCGGAAACUCGUUGAGUAAACUGGGCGCUUAGAGGAGUAUCUUCAGUUGUUUAAGACUGAGGGUAACGCUGCACACGCUGAUUCUACUAGCAUGGAUGCUAAUGAUCGUAAACAUAAAAGAGGGCUUGCUUCGUCUCGCGCGCUAACGCCGCAAAGCACUGUGGGAUUAGUAGUCUUAUCAGCAAAAUCGCCCGGCGGGCCAGUUUUAAUAUUAUAUAUUUGAUAUUUGAUUUCGCGGGGCAAAUAAAAAUAGACCAAGGGCUUGAGUUUGACAACCGUGGCCUAAAAAAAUGGUACCUAGACACGCUAACUAAACAAAUGUUCGCUUGAGUUUAGCUUGAUGUUAAACUAGAUGAAGAAUGGACCAGACUUCACGUAACGUCAGGACUGAAUUGAACAUAAAACAUUUUACUUGACAAUGAAGAACGCUUCUACUCAUAAUUCUUUAACAUUGCAUCAAUUACAACGAGGGAAUAAGAUAAAACUUUUACUCACAGAUUGUAUCCGGUCCAUCCCGCUCUGCCGUGUGAACUGCAAUACGCAUGCGCACAGCAGAUCUGUUCCGUCACAUAAGGAGCCAUGUGAUUGGCUGAAAGCGAACAGCCCUGGCAGAAUCAUAUAUUUGAUUGACAGAUCCAUUAGCCAAUGGUGACGUUUGUUGAUCUGCGACGUUAGGAGUGUCUCAAAAUUCAGCACACCGAUUUCUCUCACGAAUGCAGGUGAAUGCACCACACAGAUUUCACUCACAAACGCAGGAAGGUUCACAAAUGAGGAGCUGUUCGUAAAUGCACGUUCAGCAAUUCGUAUUGUAACUGACGUUGAAAUGUUUGUGUUGGUUGCCAUGAAAACACCAGCAGCGCAUCGGAGAUCGAUUGUUGUGAGGUAGUCGCUUCCUGUGAGUCGCGGGAGAGACGACACGGAGCGGUAACACGGCGGACUUUUGGAACAUACAUCUUUUCUACUGCUGGGUUUUACAAGGCGUACACGUUUUCACGGUGCUCCAUGAUUGAGAGAGAGAAAUAAAAGAAUUGUGGACAUCAGUACGAAGCGUGGAUUCUUUCGACCCGAGUAGAAACAGUGAAAACGUUGGCCCAAUCCAUCUGGAGGCUUCGGUGUGCAGAGCUCUCGUCAUCCUGCAGCAAGCUACAGUGAGCUACAGGCUUCAGUGGACACGUUGCUUUGCAUUUUGGAACAACCAAUCAGGAGCUGCGUAUUCAGUGGACACUUGAAGAAGCGGUUUCAAGAAGCGUGAGUCAUCAGGCUAUAUUACGCAGUUGUUAUGCCUCCUGUGUUGAUGGAUAGAACAUGAGCUACAAAUUUGCUAUAAUGGACAAGAAAUUAAUUGUGUUCAAAUUUCAGACUGUGUAACAAAAAAAAAGGACAAUCUGUUCAAGUUCUGGAAAUUAUUGUUGUUUUCUUACUUAUUGUUUGCAAGCUUUAAGAAGGCUGAAACUGAAGUUUAUUUACUGUCAUAUGUAAGAAAUUAAGCUAAGGUGCCUUGUGUUAAUUUUAAUAAUUUUCCACCUAUUGCAUCCAUUCCAUUCUUGUAAUUACCUUAGAUAUCUUGUCCCUUCAUAAGAUACCCCUUUUAAAGUCUGAAAAUGUCUAAAGAUGACCAUAGUCAUCCUAAUGUUAUGUCAGAAGUACAAGAUGCAGGGGAUAUGAAAGAGGAAAGAAGUGUAGUGUCUGAGAAAUCUGAGACAAAAACAAGAAAAUCCUCUCGUGAAAGGCGACUAACACCAAAAAUGCAGGAACUGAAAGAUCAAGAGUUAACUCAAAAGGAGAAGAGGUUCAAAGCAACAUAUGAGAAGUGGAGAAGCAACGUAAGAGACAUUCGCACAAGGUUAAAGCAAGUAUGCUCUGAGAGUGACAUGUAUAAUAUGAUGGAUGAGGCUGAGAAGCAAGAGUCUGAAUUAAAGGAACAGUAUGACAGAAUUCGACUCCAAACCUCACCAAGUCAAGAAAUUCGAAGAAAGAUUGAUGCAUGCUCAGCUGUGACAGCCGACUUGCUGCAGCUGAUGAGAGUACGUCUCACUGAAGAUGAAGAUGAGUUCGACACAGUGGCAGAAAGAUCAAGGUUACGCAUGCUACUUGAUAAUGAAUAUGCUAGGUCCAUAUAUGGAUCCACAGCUUCCAGAGUUACUGCACCCAGCUGUCACAAUUCUAAACAUCUCUCAGAGUCACCCAGCAUUUCGGCUAUGAGGGCGGAAGCGGCUGCUCAGCUGGCUGCAAAGAGAGCCGAAGUUGAUAUGGAAGCUGCCAUCGAAGCUCAACGUCAGCAGUUGAGAAAACUGGAAAACCAGAGGGACAUUGAUGUAAUUCAGGCAAGGCUAAAUGUCUACACUGAAGAGGAAAGGGAUGGGACACGCAGUCCUCCAUUCAGUAAAGUGAGUGAUGCACACCCCUUCGCUCACCACAUCCCAGACCAAGAACAGCAGGUUGUGCAAAACGAGACAUCAUUGGUCAAAUCGCUACAAGAGUCAUUAGCUCUCACCCGCUUGCCAACUCCAGAACCUUCUGUAUUCUCGGGUGAUCCUCUGAAGUUUACAGAAUGGAGCAUGAGCUUCAAAGCCCUCAUAGAGAGACGAUGCUCUGACCCUGCAGACAGGCUAUUCUACCUGCAAAAGUACAUAGCAGGUGAGGCAAAAUCUUCUCUUGAAGGCAGCUUCUACAGAAAAGAUGAAGAAGCCUAUCAACAAGCAUGGGAUAGGUUAAAUGCUAGAUAUGGCCAUUCCUUUGUAGUACAGCGGGCUUUCAGAGAGAAGUUAAAUGGGUGGCCGAAGAUUGGAGGAAAGGAAUAUCUCAAGCUAAGAGAGUUCAGUGAUUUCCUCCAAACAUGUAGUAAUGCAAUGCCCCACAUAAAGGGCUUACAGGCUCUUAACGACUGCGAGGAGAAUCAGAAAAUAUUAGUCAAGCUUCCUGAUUGGGUGACAUGUAGAUGGAACCGUUAUGUUACAGAGCAGCUAGAUCGAGGCAACGACUAUCCAAGCUUUCAUGAGUUUGCUUCCUUUGUCUCUAAGGAGUCAUGCAUAGCAUGCAAUCCAGUGUCAUCCUUACAUGCCUUAAGGCACUCUGCAGAGGCACCACCAAGAGAAAUGAAGCGUUCAAAAGCAAACACGUUUGCCACAAAUGUGAAACCUUCAAUUCCAUCAAACUCCACCACCAAAUCUGACCCUGGUCAAAUCAAGUUGGGAGAUGCAGAGAAACCAAAGAAAUGGAACACACCAACACAAAAUUACAAUAGUGACCAGUGUAUUUGCUGUAGUGAGAACCAUUCCAUACAUAAAUGCAAGAGGCUUAUGGACAUGCCUGUAGAGGAUAAGAAAAAAUGCAUACUUGAAAAUAAGUUGUGUUUUGCAUGUCUAAGAAAGGGUCACAAUUCUAAAGACUGUAGAAACAGGUCCACAUGUAGCAUAUGCAAAAAGAGUCACCCAACGCCAUUGCAUGAAGAUCGUUCUACAGCAGGAGAAUCAUCAACUCAGGGUGCAGUGGAAGAAAGUACGUCAUCUUUAUCAUGUUGUGUGAGUGGAGGUGAAGGUGGGAGUACGUCGAUGAUAGUCCCAGUGUGGAUCUCAACACUUAGCGCUCCGGACACUGAAACCCUAGUGUAUGCACUAUUGGACACUCAAAGUAGUCACACAUUUGUUGAUCAGGAGGUGUGCGAAAAGCUAAAAGCAGCAAUGGAACCAGUGAAACUUAAACUUUCCACCAUGAUGGGGAGAGACUCAGUCGUGAAGAGUCAAAGAGUAUGCAAGCUCAAAGUUAGAGGAUUUUCCUCUAACGUUUCCAUCAAUUUGCCUCCAGCCUACACAAGGGACUUCAUUCCUCUUGACCGUGCACAUAUUCCCACUUGUCAGACAGCCAACAAAUGGAAACACCUUGUAAGCAUGGCCCAAGAGAUACCCCCGUUGAUGGACUGUGGUGUUGGAUUGUUGAUUGGAUAUGACUGCUCCAGAGCGUUAAUUCCAAGAAGGGUCAUCACUGGGGGCGACUAUGAGCCUUAUGCUAUUGAGACGGACCUUGGUUGGAGCAUUGUGGGAAGCGCACCACAGCGUGUGCAGGCUAAAGAUGUGACUGGUUUUUGCCAUCGAGUGUCUGUCAGAGAGAUGCCACCCAUAACGCCAUUUGCUGUCAUCAAGGCCCUAGAGUCCGAUUUUGCAGACACAAAGUCUGGUGACAGAAGCAUAUCUCAAGAAGAUAUAUGCUUCCUGCAGAUCUUGAAAGAGAGGAUCCAACAAAAUAAGGAGGGUCACCUGGAGAUGCCUCUCCCUUUCAAAGCACGUCCACAUCUCCCAGACAACAAAAGGCUGGCAUUAGUACGGUUGAAGCAUCUAAAGAGGAAGCUGGACAGAGAUCCCAAAUUCAAAAUAGACUACGUGAGAUUUAUGGAAGGUGUCUUCAAGGAUGGAGAUGCAGAGAAAGUGGAAAACCAAGCAGAGCUGGGGAAAGUGUGGUAUAUCCCACAUCAAGGAGUUUACCACCCCAGAAAACCAGGCAAAAUCAGAGUGGUUUUCGACUGCUCUGCAAGGUAUGAAGGCACCUCCCUAAACGACCAUCUGCUAACAGGACCUGACCUCACAAAUAGCCUAACAGCUGUGCUGUGCCGCUUCCGUAAAUAUCCCAUCGCAGUCAUGUGCGAUGUGGAGAAAAUGUUCCACAGGUUUCAUGUGAGCGAGGAUGAUAGAGACUACCUGCGGUUUCUCUGGUGGGAAAAUGGAGACACAAACUCAGAACCCAGAGAGUACCGCAUGAAGGUUCACCUGUUUGGAGCAUCAUCCUCCCCUGGCUGUGCCAAUUAUGGCAUGAAACACCUUGCCAGCCAAUGUGAGAAAGAGUACCCCUCCGCAGCUAGCUUCAUCCAGAAACAUUUCUAUGUUGACGAUGGUCUCAUAAGUGUAAAGUCGGUGGGUAAGGCAAUUGAACUGGUCAAAGAUGUCCAAGCUGUGUGUGCCAAAGGAAAGCUGCACCUUCACAAAUUUCUCUCCAACAGUCGAGAGGUCCUUGACUCAGUGGAGGUUGCAGCGCGUGCUACAGAGGUGAAGAAUGUUGAUCUUAAUCACGAUGAUUUGCCAGUUCGAAGGGUACUAGGUAUAAGGUGGAACAUUGAAAAUGAUAGCUUCUCCUUCAAGGUGUCACUUGAGGAGAAACCGGCAACGCGCCGAGGGAUCCUCUCAAUUGUGGCCUCCUUGUAA